Messenger RNA from Sus scrofa (pig), 2994 nucleotides. The record is from RefSeq and is a predicted model, not a curated record. NCBI's taxonomy places the organism in Eukaryota, Metazoa, Chordata, Mammalia, Artiodactyla, Suidae.
GUCUGCGGAUUUAAAUGGGUUGGGAUGUAGCAGCGGAGACAAUUCUUUCCUCCAGCAGGAGUGCUCCUCCGGAGCGAGCCCCACCCCUGGCAAAGAUGUUUUCGGUGAGGCUCUUCUGCCUGGUCCUCACUGUGGUGGGCACAGUUCAGAUGGCAGAGGUCCAAGAUAAAGGUGAAUUUCUAGCUGAAGGAGGAGGUGUGCGUGGCCCAAGACUUACGGAAAGACAUCAAUCUGCCUGCAAGGAGUCAGACUGGCCUUUCUGUUCUGACGAAGACUGGAACAUCAAAUGCCCUUCUGGCUGCAGAAUGAAAGGGUUGAUUGAUGAAGUCAAUCAAGAUUUUACAAACAGAAUAAAUAAACUAAAAAAUUCACUAUUUGAUUAUCAGAAAAACAAUAAGGACUCUAGUACAUUGAGCAGGAACAUAAUUGAGCUUUUGAGAGGGGACUUCUCCAAUGCUAACAACAAUGAUAAUAUAUACAGCCAAGUGUCAGAAGAACUGAGAAGCAGAAUUGAGAUCCUGAAGCGCAAAGUCUUAGAAAAAGUACAGCACAUCCACCUUCUGCAGAAAAAUGUCAGGGAUCAGCUGAUAGAGAUGAAACGGCUGGAGGUGGACAUUGAUAUUAAGAUCCGAUCUUGCAAAGGGUCAUGCAGUAGGGCUUUAGAACAUAAGGUAGACCUCAAGGACUAUGAAAAUCAGCAGAAGCAACUUGACCAGGUUAUUGCCAUAAACUUACUUCCCUCUAGAGAUAGGCAAUACUUACCACUGAUAAAAAUCAGCCCACUUCCAGACAUAACUCCUGCAGAUUUCAAGACCCAGGCUCGGGAAACCCCUCCAGAGUGGAAGGCACUGCUAGAAACACGGCAGGUGAAAAUGGUGUUGGAGAGGGUUGGUGGAGACGAGCGUACCCGAGGAGGCUCUAUAUCUCAUGGACCAGGAUCCGUACCUGGAACUGGUAGCCCUGGAGGUCUGAAACCUGGGAGCUAUGGACCUGGAGGUCCUGGCACUUGGAAGCCUGGCCGUCCUGAGCCUGGAAGUACUGGCACUUGGGAUUCUGGCCAUCCUGAUCCUGGAAGUGCUGGCACUUGGAAGCCUGGCCGUCCUGAGCCUGGAAGUACUGGCACUUGGGAUUCUGGCCAUCCUGAUCCUGGAAGUGCUGGCACUUGGAAGCCUGGCCGUCCUGAGCCUGGAAGUACUGGCACUUGGGAUUCUGGCCGUCCUGAUCCUGGAAGUGCUGGCACUUGGAAGCCUGGCCGUCCUGAGUCUGGAAGUACUGGCACUUGGCACUCUGAACAUCUUGAGCAUGGAAGUAGUAGCACUUGGCACUCUGGUCAACACGAGCAUGGAAGUGUUGGCUCUUGGAAGCCUGGAAGUUCUGGGUCUGGAAGUUUAAGGCCAGAUAGCUCAGGGCCCGGGGACACCACUCCUUCCAACCCAGACUGGGGCACAUUCAAAGAAGUGUCAGGAAGUGUAAGUCCAGGGACAAAGAGCGAGGUCCACACAAGUAAACUGGUCACUUCGAAAGGAGAUAAGGACAUUGUGAUUGGUAAGGAGAAAGUCACCUCUGGUCACACAAGCACCACUCACCGUUCAUGCUCUAAAACCAUCACGAAGACUGUUACGAAAGCUGAUGGUCGAACAGAAACCAUCAAGGAAGUGAUAAACUCCGAAGAUGGUUCUGACUGCGGUGGCACUGAUGUAGAGUUCGCCCACAUGUUGCCUGGCAAGGGUAGCUUAGAUGAGUUCUUUCAUAGGCACAGGGAUGAAACAAGCUUAAGUAGAGAUCCAUUUCCAGAUUUCUUCUCCCCAGUCCUUAAAGAGUUUGAUGGUAAGACCCAUCCUGGGGGCCCAGGAUCUGACCUCGCAGGCUUCUUCCACCCUGAUGGACCUGAGUACUCUUCCAGUAGUAAAAUUUCAAGUCACAGCAAACAGACCAUAACCAAGACUAUCAACCGAGAAGGCGGCGCGGUUGAAAGCAAGAGCUAUAAAAUGGAAGAUGAGGCCGAUAGUGAAGAGGGUCUUGACCUUAAAGGAGGGCAUGUCAUCAAGAGAGUCUAUACUAGAACUCGCCCUGCCAGAGACUGUGGUGAUGCCCUUCAAACACAUCCUUCAGGUGCCCAAAGUGGCAUUUUCAAUAUCGAGCUACCAGGAUCCAGUAAGAUUUUUUCUGUUUAUUGCGAUCAAGAGACCGAUUUGGGAGGAUGGCUUUUGAUCCAGCAAAGAACGGAUGGAUCCCUGAAUUUUAACCGGACCUGGCAAGACUACAAGAGAGGUUUCGGCAGCCUGAAUGACAAGGGAGAAGGAGAAUUCUGGCUAGGCAAUGAAUACCUCCACUUACUAACCCUGAGGGGCUCUGUCCUUCGGGUUGAGUUAGAAGACUGGGCUGGGAAAGGGGCUUAUGCAGAAUAUCAUUUGAGGGUAGGCUCAGAGGCAGAAGGCUAUGCCCUGCAGGUCUCCUCCUACAAGGGCACAGCAGGAGAUGCUCUAAUCGAGGGUUCCCCAGAGGAAGGGUCAGAGUACACAUCUCACGCAGGCAUGCAGUUCAGCACCUUUGACAGGGAUGCAGACAAGUGGGAAGAGAACUGUGCCGAAGUCUAUGGAGGGGGCUGGUGGUACAACAACUGCCAAGCAGCCAACCUCAAUGGCAUCUACUACACCGGGGGCUCCUAUGACCCCAGGGACAACAGCCCCUAUGAGAUUGAGAAUGGCGUGGUCUGGGUCCCCUUCAGAGGUGCCGAUUAUUCCCUCAGGGCUGUUCGCAUGAAAAUCCGGCCCCUGGUGACACCAUAGGCGGAAGGAGUGGAAGUGAGAGCUGGCUCUUUUCUUUGUUUAGUGAAAUGGAGAGAAAAGAGGAAAGAGAUAGGAGUCCACAGUCUUUGCAACCUACCAAAAAAUUCUCAGGUGCUAUUUUAUACUUGGUACUGUAGCUAAAUGUAACUGAGACAUGUUAGUGCUUUAAAAAAUAAAGUUAUAUGAGUUUUUAAUCUUUAAAAUA